AUAUCCGUCAGGCUUCACUCCCACCUUCUCGCCAGUGGAAUUUCAUCUCAGCUUCUGCACCUUCAGGGCAGACGAGAACAAAAAAAAUAAGCAAAAGCUGGCAGGCUGACGGGGACUUGCAUUUUACAGGACGGAUUAUCUGGUAACUGACCAUUUAGCUGUGGCACACUCGGACUCUGUGUUUAGUUUGGGAUUUCAACCAUGAGCUCAGUCGCUGUACUUACGCAGGAGAGUUUCAAGGAGCACCGCAGUGGGCUCCUGCAGGACAAGAAUGCUGCUGGAGGACCUGGGGCUGGAGAGGAUGAGGAGGAACUUCCUACCUACAAGGAUGCCUUCCCACCUCUACCAGAGAAAGCGGCUACACCUGAAGGAACCCAGGAACCUGUCAACGCUUGGACAAAGAUUCGCCCCCUCAAGUCUUCUGUUAUCACCCAGGUUUUCCAUGUACCGCUGGAGGAGCGCAAGUACAAGGACAUCACUCAGUUUGGGGAAGGAGACCAAGCGAAGGUCUGUGUGGACAUCAUGCAGAAGACCGGCGCCCACCUGGAACUCUCCUUGGCAAAAGAUCAGGGUCUCUCCAUCAUGGUUUCUGGAAAACUGGAAGCUGUGAUGAAGGCCCGGAAGGAAAUCGUGUCCCGACUGCAGACUCAAGCUUCAGCUACUGUCGCCAUCCCUAAGGAGCACCAUCGUUUUGUCAUCGGCAAAAAUGGGGAGAAACUUCAGGAGCUGGAGCUCAAAACCGCCACCAAAAUCCAGAUCCCACGACCUGACGAUCCCAGCAACCAGAUUAAGAUCUCUGGUACGAAGGAGGGCUUAGAAAAGGCCAAGCAUGAGAUCCUGUUGAUCUCUGCUGAGCAGGACAAGCGUGCUGUGGAGAGGGUGAACAUCGAUAAGGUGUACCACCCCUUUAUUACUGGCGCCUACAACAAGCUGGUAGGAGAGAUGAUGCAGGAAACCGGUGCUCGCAUUAAUGUCCCCCCUCCAAGCGUUAAUAAGACUGAGAUCGUCAUCACUGGGGAAAAGGAGCAGGUGGCCCUUGCUGUGGCUAUGAUCAAGAAGAUCCAUGAAGAGAAGAAGAAGAGUACCACCACCAUCGCAGUAGAAGUGAAGAAAUCCCAGCACAAGUAUGUGAUCGGCCCCAAGGGAAACACCCUGCAGGAGAUCCUGGAUAGAACUGGUGUUUCGGUUGAGAUCCCACCUUCUGACAACAGCUCAGAAACUGUCAUCCUUCGCGGGGAGCCGGACCGUCUGGGUCAGGCCCUCACUGAAGUUUACGCCAAGGCAAACAGUUACACUGUUUCCUCGGUCUCGGCUCCUUCUUGGCUUCAUCGUUUCAUUAUCGGCAAAAAGGGGCAGAAUUUGGCAAAGAUCACCCAACAAAUGCCCAAGGUUCACAUUGAAUUUACUGAAGGAGAAGAUAGGAUCACUUUGGAGGGUCCAACCAAAGACGUACAAAUGGCUCAGGGUCAGAUUGAAGUCAUUGUUACAGAUUUGGUAAGCCGAAUGGACUACACAGAAAUCACUGUGGACCCUAAAUUUCAUCGUCACCUGAUUGGGAAAGCAGGCGUUAACAUCAACCGCAUCAAAGAGCUGCACAAGGUGACCGUCCGUAUCCCCCCUGACAACGAGAAGAGCAACCUCAUUCGUAUAGAGGGGGACCCCCAAGGUGUGCAGGAAGCGAAGAGGGAGCUGCUAGAGCUCGCGUCACGCAUGGAGAACGAGCGUACAAAGGACUUGAUAAUCGAACAGCGUUUUCACAGAGCCAUCAUCGGCCAAAAAGGGGAGAAGAUAAAGGAAGUGCGGGAUAAAUUUCCAGAGGUCAUCAUCAACUUCCCCGACCCAGCACAGAAAAGUGACAUCGUUCAACUCAGAGGCCCGAGGACAGAGGUGGAAAAGUGUUCCAAGUUUAUGCAGAAGAUGGUUGCGGAAAUGGUAAAAUUUGUUGGAUUUUUUUUUUUUUUUUUUUUUUGUUUUUCAAUCCAGUAGCAAAGUGUUGAUGGUAUGUUGUGAC
Messenger RNA from Austrofundulus limnaeus, 2011 nucleotides. RefSeq names its product high density lipoprotein binding protein a (gene hdlbpa). The coding region runs from base 202 to 1986 and encodes 594 amino acids. Lineage: Eukaryota; Metazoa; Chordata; Actinopteri; Cyprinodontiformes; Rivulidae. Gene Ontology annotation, molecular function: mRNA binding. The record is from RefSeq and is a predicted model, not a curated record. The transcript has 14 exons.